AUGCAAUUAAUCAAAUCAUUCAUAUUGGCACCUAAACAAGAAUAUAAUAGACAUGAAGCCUAGUUCAUUCAAAGGUUUAUGAAGAUACUCGAAGAGGAACUCAUUGUUUAGCAUUCCAACAAAUAAUCUAUUUAAAGAGAAAAUUGCAACAACAAAAUACCCUCGAUUGUGAAUCAUCGAUUAAGAUCCUACAGUACUAAUGUCUAGAGUACUAGUAAAUUAAAUGAUUAACUUCAUAUAUCCUAAAUCGAAAAGACCAAAAAAUCGAAAAUAGAGUUGCUACCAAAAUUAUCCAUUAGAUAGUUUGAAUUUAAGGACAUUGAAAAGCCGUACAGGAAAAGAAAAUUAAUCUAAAGUAAAAAGAAUAUAAAAUAAUGA
Molecule: messenger RNA, 378 nt
Organism: Paramecium tetraurelia
Lineage: Eukaryota; Ciliophora; Oligohymenophorea; Peniculida; Parameciidae
Exons: 1
Source: RefSeq, a predicted model, not a curated record